Wasmannia auropunctata (little fire ant) is the source of this 4316-nucleotide messenger RNA. Its product is annotated as lysosomal alpha-glucosidase-like. Lineage: Eukaryota; Metazoa; Arthropoda; Insecta; Hymenoptera; Formicidae. Gene Ontology annotation, molecular function: alpha-1,4-glucosidase activity; carbohydrate binding. The transcript is spliced from 18 exons. The record is from RefSeq and is a predicted model, not a curated record. Bases 725 to 4063 code for a protein of 1112 amino acids. Gene Ontology annotation, biological process: carbohydrate metabolic process.
GCUUUGCUCUGUUAUAUAUUUAGUUUAAAAAUAUACAGUUUUAUCUCGCAAAGUGAUAAGGCAUGAAUUUGAUAAAAACAUAUCGGGAAACUUUAGGCAAACCGACCAUUGAUAGUUAGCAUGUACGUAUCAUACAUACAUGCAUGUCGGCAACUAAUUCUGACUCAGUUUGGCGACAGCUGGAUGCUGACGAAUGUUUGUUGCAUUCAAGUUGGAUAAAAGCGAAUUGAUGACAAAAAGGAUAAUCUGGAGAGACCGCAAAUUGCCUGUAACUUAUUUGUUACUCGCGUAACAAUGCGAGUAACUUUCCCAUUUUGCUUACUGAAUCAUUAUUAAUCCGCGAGUAUAUAUUAAAAUGCUCGGUAAAAGUCCAAGCGGAGAUGAUGCAUGCGUGACGCAACGCAGAUAAACGCAGCACCACUGCACACACAAUGCGAAAAUCAAAACACACUGAUAGGUAUGUGUGUCGUCCACAAUGGCUGGUGGAGUGGGACAAAUUCGGUCUACAUAUUCGGAUUCUGUCCGCUUGUAAAAUAAUACUCUAAUUAAUUGUUAAGUCAUCUUAUGACGGGCACAGCGGCACGUGUAGUGCGGAAUACUCUCGGAAGCCUCUAGUGCGUAUCAGUGCGUAUUUGCGCGGCGAAUACAUGAAGUCACGAUAAUUUGCAGGCAUAACUUUGGGAAUUGUCUGCCGCAGCCGGUUUUGAUCAAACGGCUUGGAGAAAUGACUGACGUAAAGGCAAGUGGGCAGGAUGUUCCUGAGAAAGCAGGAUAUCCCGGCGCGAGCAAAGGUCAUACGAACAAUAUUGCGGGAGGAUUUAAUGCCAUCGUGAUUGAAGCAUUGAGCAAUGAAUCACAUGAGGCAUUGAUAAAGGGACAUGGAAGAGAGGGGCCGAAUCUCGAUAAACGUUACAUAAAACGGAUAAUAAUGUUGUUCCUCUUCGGUCUCAUCGCGGCCUCAUUGUUCCUUAAUCUCGGUCUUCCGUUGUUAUACAAGCUCACAAAUCCAUUGCGCACCACUGUGAACAGUUAUAAUACAGAAGUGAAAUUUAUAAUUAAUGUAAACAACGGCAGGAUCGAGGAGACGAGGUAUCAGCACAUAUUAGUGGAUACUCCCGAUAUUUACAUCGAACAAGAAACAUAUGACAGCAAAAUAGUGCCAUUGACGAAGGAAAGUAAUACUCCUGGAGAAAAUGCUAUUUUUGGCAAUACUCAAACAGAUACUCCCGAUAUGUACAUCGAACAAGAAACAACAGCGCCAUUAAAGGAAGAAGAGAGCGCAUCUGGAGACAAUGCAAUUUUUAACAAUGCUCAGUUAAUGAAUACUCUUGGUAUCCAUUGGUAUCCUUGGUACGUCGAACAAGAUUAUGUCAAAAUAGUGCCAUUAAAGGAAGAAAGUAACGAGAAAAAUGGAGCAAGAAUAGAAAACGCAACUUUUAACAAUGCUCAACAGUGCCUCAAUGUUCCUGAAAUAUCGCGCUUUGACUGUCAUCCGGAGAAUGGAGCGUCGCAACUCUCCUGUGCAGACAGAGGGUGUUGCUGGAAUCCUAUUGAGAGGAACAAAAACGAGACGAAUACGCCGCUGAAUAUUCCUUAUUGUUACUACCCGGACGGAUGGGCUCUGUAUAAAUACAUUAACCACACCCAGGAUGACAGCAACUUCUCGGGCUUUCUCAGCCGAGAGAAGGAAUCUGUGUACAAGAAGAAUGUGCCUCUCGUGAAGAUAGAAGCCUCAAGCAUAGACAGCUCAAUUCUGCGUGUGAAGAUAUAUGAUCCCAUGAACUCACGGUAUGAACCGCCAUGGCCAAUUAGAUCGGAUCCGAAGCCAUUUUUAUACCAAGUUGCUAACACGAAAUAUCAAUUUAGUAGCCAUGAUGUAAAGCCGGGCUUUAAGGUCAACAGAACCAGUGAUAACACAACAAUAUUUAAUUCCAUUGGGAUUGGAGGCUUCAUAUUUGCCGACCAGUUUUUACAAAUAAGCUCACUGCUGCCAACGAGCAACAUUUACGGCAUUGGCGAGCAUAGAUCGAGCUUAAAAUUGAACACUAAUUGGCAGAUGUUCACUCUAUUCAAUAAAGAUCAACCGCCAACGGAAAACGCGAAUUUGUAUGGAUCUCAUCCGUUUUACAUCAUUAUGGAGGAAUCUGGAAUGGCUCAUGGAGUUUUAUUUCUAAACAGUAACGCCAUGGAUGUGAUACUGCAGCCUACACCGGCUAUAACGUUCAGGACGAUCGGCGGUAUUUUCGAUAUCUAUUUUUUCCUGGGGCCGACUCCAGCCGAUGUGGUGAAACAAUAUUCCGAAAUCGUAGGCAAACCGUUCAUGCCACCCUACUGGUCGCUCGGUUUCCAUUUAUGCAGAUUUGGCUAUGGAUCGCUGGAAAAUACUAAAGCAGUAUGGAACAGAACGAGAGCGGCUGGAAUCCCAUUUGACACUCAGUGGAAUGAUCUGGAUUAUAUGGACAAAAAUAAUGAUUUCACAUAUAAUAAACAGAAAUUCAGAGAUUUGCCUGAGUUUGUGGAAGAAAUUCACUCGGCAGGAAUGCAUUAUAUUCCCUUAAUAGACGCCGGCAUAUCUGCUUCCGAAGGUAAAGAUUCUUAUCUGCCUUACGACGAAGGAAUGAAACAAGAUAUAUUCGUGAAGGACGGUAUGUCCGACAAACCUUUCGUCGGCAAAGUCUGGAAUCUCGUUUCCACGGUAUGGCCCGAUUUCACCAAUCCUAAAACCAUGAUCUACUACGAAAAUAUGAUGGCCGAUAUGCACAGCAGUUUCGCAUACGAUGGCGCAUGGAUUGAUAUGAACGAACCGUCCAAUUUCUACAAUGGUCACAAGAACGGCUGUGUACACAAUAAUCUAGAUUAUCCUGCCUAUCUGCCCAAUGUCGUCGGCAAUUUGCUCGCUACGAAAACCCUUUGCAUGAAUGCGAAACAUUAUUUGGGCGCUCAUUAUGAUCUUCACAAUACUUAUGGGACGAGCCAAGCGAUUACAACGAAUUAUGCCCUUAGGAAGAUUCGAAACAAGAGACCGUUUAUAAUAUCGCGUUCAACCUGGGUGGGACACGGCCAUUACGCGGGUCAUUGGACGGGUGACGUUUAUUCAUCAUGGCAUGAUCUGAAGAUGAGUAUUCCAGCAAUCUUGUCGUCCAAUUUCUAUCAAAUCCCAAUGGUGGGCGCGGAUAUCUGCGGUUUCGACGGAAACACAACCGCUGCGUUGUGCAAUCGCUGGAUGCAGCUUGGGGCCUUCUAUCCGUUUUCUCGAAAUCAUAAUUCCGACGAUACAAUUGAGCAAGAUCCAGUUGCUUUGGGCGACUUGGUUGUACGGUCGUCAAAAAAUUCUCUCGAGGCACGCUAUCGAUUGUUACCGUAUUUGUACACCCUAUUCUUCCGAGCACAUAAAUUUGGGGAAACCGUGGCACGGCCGUUAUUCUUCGAAUUUCCCGAUGACCGGAAUACUUACGACAUUGAUACGCAAUUUCUUUGGGGAAAUGCGCUUAUGAUCGCUCCAGUUCUCGAAGAGAACAAAACUGAGAUAGAUGUUUACUUACCGAACCAUCAGUGUUGGUACGAUUAUUAUACCUUUGCACCCGCAGUCUGCUCUGAUGGCUCUCAUUAUACCUUACCUGCACCGAUUGACAAAAUACCAUUAUUGAUUCGUUCAGGCGCGAUAAUUCCAGCACAGAAACCGGGUGUAACGACGACAGAGAGCAGAAAGAACGUGUUUGAAUUAAUAGUAGCGUUGGACUCAAAUGAAGAUGCCAAAGGAGAACUGUAUUGGGACGAUGGUGAUAGCUUAGAUUCCAUAAAAAACAAAGAAUAUUUAUGGCUGUCUUUCUUCGCAAACAAAUCUAAUUUGUGGAAUGUGGAACUGGAGAAAGGCUCUUUUGAUGAAGAGAUAAUUCUUGGAAACGUACAGAUUUUGGGAUUACGAUACGCGAGAAUUAAUAAACUGUUUCUAAAUAACAAACUAAUAGGAUUUACAUAUGACAUUGUAUCAAACGUCCUACGUUUAGAUAUCACUGACUUACACGUGGACAUGAGAAAACCGUUCGUAUUCUUCUGGUAUUGAAUUUAAUGCCUCAUAUAAUCCUCCUGGAUAACCCUGGAUGAUCCUAAUAAUACUAUUGAUUAAACGUGAAUUUUCUAUCGCGGUAUGUAAAUCUCAUGAUUUCUAACAAUUAGUGUGAUGUAUGUAUAUAUGUUUUUUAUAUUUUAUUUUAAGUUGAUAUAUGUAUAUGUUUCUAAUUCAGUUAUACGAAUAACGUGUGAAAAAAAUACAAUUUUAAUCAUUGUUUAUAUAAUAAAUAUUUUAUACAUAUAUA